CAACAACAACAACAACAACAACAACAACAACAACAGCAACAACAACAACAGCAGCAGCAGCAGCAACAACAGCAUGGCUACCAUAGCAGUGUCACAUCUCCAGUGAAUAGUUCCGUCCCAUUUGCUCUGACGUCUUCCCAUGAAAACCAGCAGGUUCAAGGGUUUGAUGAUAAAGUGGAAUGCCUGUCGGUGAAUGCGUCUAUGAACAAUCCCCAAGGCCACUUUAUGGGCUAUGACGCCACAAAGGUGCCGGUUCAGCAACCCAAUCAGUGUACACCAGUAACCCAGGCUUCAGUUUCUCAGACCGGCUUCAUGAAUCCUUCUGUGCUUAAUCAGGGACAGCCUAUUAAUGAUUCAAUGGGAAGUAACUUGGUGACCAGUCUGUCUGGUUUCCAGACCCAGAACAGUUUACAGAACCCCAGUAAUGUACCAGCAGGACUUUCAUCCAUUGAGCCUACUUCUUUUCCGCAGUUGGAUUUAGGAGCUGUCGUCAGUGGUGGUUUCAGCAUCGAGACGUCCACCCCCAGUGCAUCCCAGGGUGACAAUGGUUUGAAUAGUUCUGCUAUUGACAGUGUCUACAACUCGCUUCAGUACUCAAAUGCUGCUGCUUCAGAGACUGAGACUGCAAUGGAUUUCAACUUGACAUCAUCUGCUGACUAUUCAAGCACUUCUCAAGUGACUACGGAGGCCAGUUCUCAUCAGAGACAAUCUUUUGCUCAAAGUGCCCAGAACACUGCUCAAGUGUUGCCUACUUCAUCCUUCACUCCGAGAACGGUAGUUGAUAGCAAUUUUGCUUAUAAGUCAAUGGGGUUUAGUCAUGUGGCUGUGAAUAAUAAUCAAGAGUCGAUUGUGCUUUCUAAUUUUAACAAUGUUCAGCAGACUGUCCAGCAAGAAAGUGGAAAUUAUCCACAGCCCAUGCAAAUUCAAGAGCAAGACUUUACUGCUAAAGCAGAAACAAUGAAAACUUCCUUCCCAUCAUACCCCUCAGCUGGUCUGGGAACAUCAAGCAGUAGUGCAGAGUCUGCCAUGGAUAUUACCUCUGGGCACAGUUCUGGUGGGAUACAGAAUCAAAGCUUACAGGACCAGAUGGGCACUCACAGUUCCAAUAUUAUACAAAGUCAAAGUAUUCAGGGGCAGCUUGCUGCUCACAAUUCUAGUGUGAUUCAAAAUCAAAGUAUUCAGGAGCAGAGCAAAGACAGUCUUCCUUCAGGCAUGUCAUUUGAAGAAAUCCAUAGAUUCAUUGUUAAAGCUGGAGACGAACUUUCGAGGAAAUCUAGUAAUCCUGAUUUGAGUCAACAGAAGACCAUAUUCACCAACCAGACUGCUCCUAAUGUAACUGGUUUGCCCGUCAGUGAUUUCAACCAAACUGUGGCCACCAGCGUACCUCAGUCCACUUACUCCUCUCCGACUAUUGUUGGCAAUCAACUUGCAGAGAAGCAAGUAAUCAGUCUCAGUGCAAUCCAAACUCCUGGAAUGAUUGCCCUUUCACAUGCCCCUGGUGUCACAUCGACUACAUACAGCAGUCCUCAGUCCAUCAUACACCAUGCCACUUUGGGUGAACUUGGUGCUUAUGAUCAGGAUAGAGUUCCUGUGCUUCAGCAAGUGGCUCCAUCUUCUGGAAUGACCAACAGUCAGCCUUUAUUUAAUUCAAGUGAAGCCCAGGUACAUCAAAGUGUGCCCUCCAAUAACAACAUUGUGGCCUCUGUGCCCAAUUUUCUUGAGAACCCAACAGUCGUGUCCUGUAUUCGCUCAAGCCAUCCUGAUAAUGCGAGCCUUAUCCCGCCCGCUCAUAUUGCACCAGGCCAACCUGGACAGACUCGCUUUGUGGUCACUAUGAUAGCAGCCUCUCCUGCCAAUUCACGGCCUGUUGUGGCCAGCUCGGGCACCAACCAGCCCAAAGUGACAGCUCGUCCCAAUAUGGGAAUUGCUUCCAACCAACAACAAGUACUAGGUUCUGUCAACGCAACAGCAAUCCCAGCUGCUCUGUCACAGAUCCUGAACUCUGUUGUCAACUUACCUUUGCCGACCUCUACAUCUGUACUGACUGCUUCCCCACAGGUUGGCAUCGCUUGCCUCAACAGUACCACCCAGACAAGCAGUUCUAUCAGUGCUUCUAUUCCUCACAUGGCGACUGUGCCAGGGCUAAGCUUUAUUCGAGCAGCUUCCAACCCAGUCUCUAGUGCCAGCAUGGUCAUUCAAAUGCCUGCGCCACAAGCUCAGUUGACCAAUGCUGUGUUAUCAUCGACUGUAGCACAAGCUGCCACCAAAGCUCCAGAUGCCCUAACUCCAGCCCCACCGGCAAAUCAAGGUCUCAGUGGGAUGGCAGCAGUUGUCAUUUCAAAGGCUAACAACCCUGCUAGUGCCAGCAGCCCUCACACAAGCCAGCCUCAUAUCAUCAUGUCUCUGGAAGACCUCCAAAAGCUGCUGUCUCAACAAAGUAUUGCUCAAUCUGCUCAGACUCCCCGACCUAUCACUUUGCCCUCAGCCCCAGCCGUGCAGUCCCAUGUGGUGAUGGGUACUGGGUCCACAUCUCAAACAGCUCUGCCCAAACCUGUUCCUCUGAGACCUGCAGUGUUGCAACAGCCCAGGCUGCUCAUCCAGAGCAGUGCGUUACCCAGUCGCCCUCGACUCAUGCACCCACACCAGCAGUUGCAACAAACCAGGGAACAGCUGCAGAUGAUUGUGCAGCAAGCCCAUCAGACUCAGACUUUCCCCACGACACUCCCUGCUCACAAGGCACAGGAACAAGCCAUUUUGUUUGCUGCUCAGGAAAAACAGCAGAAAGUGGAGACAUCUGUCCAGCUCGUGGCCAUUCAAAAAGAGAAACUCCAGCAGGAGCAUAGCCAGCAAAAGGUACACAUUGUUCAGCAGACACAUGUCAUGGAGCAUGAGUCGGCGGCUGCCCCAUUGCAGCUGCAGAGCCAGGUUUUGCAGCAGCAGCAGCAACUUCAACAGGCUGUUCAGAAUCUGAUCAUUCAGCACCAGCAGCAGGAGACGGUGGUCACCACAGAGCAGAAAGUGACUCAGCAGCAGCUGCAGCAGGCCCAGUCGUUUGUGCAGGAUCAGCAGAUGCGACACGCACAGACCAUUGUCCAGCUGGCACAGAUGCAGCAAGAGCUUCAGCAGGCACAGGGCCAACAGAAGAAAGAGCCAGAGCAGGAGGAACAUUGCCUGUCUCAGCCUGCCCAGCUACCAGCAGCAGCACCAGUGCAGGCUGUUCCUGUCGUGGAGAAGGGAACUGAGAGGCAGUGCAGUGACAGUUUGAAGAAAGACUACAAACAUUUGCACAGCUUACUCACCAGAGAAAACCCAGCCUUAGCUGUCACUACUACUGUGGAGAAAGUACCAGUACAAAAAACUGUGCUGCCUCCUGUUUUGAGUUUCCCAAGUAACCAUCAAGAGCAUGUGGGCCUUGUUCAGCAGUCAGGAGCAGUGACCACUUCAGCAGAAGGUUUAAAAAACAGCAGUGCAGUUCCAGUUCCAGUCUCGUCAGCUCCAUUUACGUUCUUGCCUUCUGGCAGCGCCAAAUCAUUCCCUGCUGCCUCUGCCUUCACCUUUACAUCUAGCGCCACUGCUCAACCAGUCUCCUCUUCUGCUUUCAGCUUUUUGACCUCCAGCACUUCCAUGACAAGCACGGUCCCUGCGGUUUCCAUUGCUCCGCUGACUACAUUGAGCUUUGGUAAUUCAUUCUCCACUGCUGAGGGUAAAAUGUUUGACUUCAAGGAACUGAAACUAGAAAACAUGACCAGUCCCCCCAGUAGUGCUGUCCCAAAGGUUUCCAAUGACUGUUUUAUUCCUCCCGCUUCAGAAAACCCAGUUUUAGAAACAAGUUCAGAGGCUGCAUUGAGCAAACAAGCCUCCCUACUAGCCCAGAUUCUGACAGAGAAAAAGCGUUCCGACUCUCCACUUAGCGUAGAUCUGAGUAGUCCAGCCAACUCCAACUCUGAGGCUCCAUCACCUUUGUCAUCUCCAAACCCUUUUGAAGAUGCUAAUACUCAAGCAACUUUAAUAGAGCGUUCUGCUGAUCUCCAAAUAAGAUCAGACACUAUGCACGGCAUUGAAGAUGAAGAAAAUGCUUCUUUCUUUGAUAUAUCGUCAUUCAACAAAAGACCAUCAGCUGAUGACACGAUCUCAUUCAAGGCCCAUAAUGCCACGAGGGAAAAAGAUGAUCGUGUUCCCAUGAAGAUUGCCAAAUCAUCACUGGAUGCUGAGGCCCACUCAAGUGUUCCACCAUCCUCGUCUCCUGAUCCGACUUUUGAUAUUGGCAGUGUUGUCAGCUCUACUUCUUCUUUCACUUUUGGUUUUGGAAGCAAAGAGGACAAUGCAACAGAGGUGUUCACAUUUGGAUCAAGUACACCUGCUAGUGCAACAACUGAAUCAGUGCCUGUUGUUGCAAAAGCUGGUGGUAAAGCAUCACGCCCAUCGGUGCCCACACAGCCUGUACGUCCCACUUCUCGGAAACAAAAGGACCACAGUUUGAAAGGCUACUUCUCCAGUAAGUUAGAUAAUAUGGAGCUGAAAAUUGUGGAGCAGCCUGAAACACAACACCGAGCGAGAUACCAGACAGAAGGUAGUCGGGGUGCCAUAAAGGAUGCCAGUCAACAAGGGUUUCCAGUAAUAAAGCUUUGCAACUAUAACAAAGAAACAAAGCUUCAGGUCUUUAUUGGUGAUGAAAGCGGAAGAGUGAAGCCACAUGGAUUCUACCAGGCCUGCAGAGUGUUUGGUAAAACGUCCACUCCGUGCACAGAACAAGAAAUUGAAGGCACUGCUGUCAUUGAGAUAGAGAUGUUGCCCGAAAAUGACAUGACAGUGAAAUUGGACUGUAUUGGUAUUUUGAAGCUGAGAAAUGCUGAUGUUGAAAGAAGAAUCGGACCAAAGCGAGCGCGUGACAAGAAGAAAAAUAACACAAAGGCUAGGCUGGUCAUGAGGACCGCUGUGGAGAAGGCUGACGGUAGCCAGCACAUUCUGCAGGUUGUGUCGCACCCCAUUGUUUGCACUCAGCCUGUUGGGCAGCCGGAGAUAUCACGAAUGAGUUUGUCAGAGUGCAGUAUAGAGGGAGGAGAAAGUCUCUUCAUCAUUGGUAAAAACUUCAAAAAUAGAGGCACCAGUGUCCUCUUCCAGAAGCUAGAUGGCAAUGAUGACAAGUUGAUUUGGCAGGCAGAAGCAGAAAUUGAGCAGGAAUUUUUUCAACCGACUCAUUUAAUAUGCAAGGUUCCUCCUUAUAAGGAAAAGCUGAUUGAGAAGCCCCAAGUGACUCAGAUUGUUGUGAGUUGUGCUGGGAAGAAAAGUGACCCCCAUAACUUCACCUACAAACCAGUGUAUCCUGUGGCUCCCCCUGUCAAACAAGAAGUCCCUUUGGAAAAACACGAAAUGCCCAUGGAAACAGACCAGGCUGCUCCUUCCAGGCCCUUGCCUUUUGUCUCACCAGAAGCUUUGCAUCUGAACAGAAUGGUCCAUCAGACCCAUGCUCUGGCGCCCACAUCAACGUCCAUGUUCCAGCUUCCUCCGGGAACCAUCCCCACCAUAUCUGGCAGUACUCCUGUCAGGUCACCCCCAACCCCCUCGUCAUCCCCUCUCAUCAAACCGGCUCGCCUGUUCGGUAGCCCAUCAUCUACAUCAUCUGUCGCAAGCCCCCCUACCCAUACUGCCGUCGCUUCCUCUUCGUCAUCAUCAUCCAAACCCACCCAAGGCCAAGAUGCUGUAACGUCUCCAGUGACCACUCUGCCUACCUUCCUCCUAGAAGAGCGGCCGGAUGGCUUAGUGUCUCAUCAAGCCCAGAGUAUGAAUGCUCCAGUCACUCUGAGUACUCCUGCAGUCCAUUGUGUGGUCCACAGCAACUCUGAGGGCAGCUCAGCCCCUUCCACAGGCUCGUAUGCCGUCAGUGGAGCGGCUCUAAGCCAGCCUGUGGUGGCAGCCAGUGGGAGCAGCCAACCAGUCACUGACCAGGAUGCUGUGGCUCAAGCUUCUGCUCUCACGUCCAAGCCUAUUGUAGUGGUCUUUGACCCCUCGUCUUUGCAGGCCGACGCCAAUGGUGGACAGAUCAAACAGUUGCUUCAGCAGAUAUUGGAAGCUCAGAAAAAGUGAAAAGUUGGAACAUUUCUGACACAAUCCAAGAUUUUCACAGUCUGUGCAAGAAAAAAUGCAUCAGCCAAUGUUCAAGAAAACGACCGAGAUAAAAGCACAACCCACCGUGGACAGAUCCAUCAUUCAUUUUUGUCAACUUCUAGGUCCUGAAACGUGAUACGAUGGCCGGUUAAUGCUUCGCAUUUGUUUUAUUCAGUGUGGAAAAAAAAAACGCUUGGAAUAAAUGGAACUGACAAGACCUUGCCUGUACAACGAAAUUGGCUCAAUUAUGAAUAUUCCAUUAUUUAUGUUAUUUAAUCAUGGAUUGCGGUUUGAACGUUAGAUUUCUCAAAAGGUGUUAUUCUUUUGUUAUUGGAGAUAGGGAUAAAAAAGAUUUCAAUCAUCUUUUGUUUACAAAUGUAUAUGAAAGUCAGUGAAAUGUGCUUUUGAAAAUAUCUCUUUUUCCGUGCGGUAAAUAGACUUGAAUUGUGAUAUCCUAGACCAGGCACUGUCACAGCUGCCCCUCGUUAGUCUUUAUGAAAACUUCACAGCUUUGGUGUUCACCAUGGAGGCGUAAAAUGAAGUGCAAAACACCAGUCUUACUUUAAUCAAGUGUGCACGCAACCUUUUCCAAACCUUUGCCCUUCAUUUAGUUCCAAAUAGGGUCAGUUGGUGUGCUCCAUGGUGAACCAGAAUUACGUCAUGGGUGCAGUUUUGGAUAUUGAAAUACAAGUGUCUAGUGUGGUGUGAGUUAUAUGAGUAUGCGUGUGCCUUCUAGCUUGCGUCCUUGGAUGUAUGCUUGUAAGUUCACAUGUGCAUACCUUUCGAAUCGAACACAUAGUAGGCUUCCUUGUGAUCACCGAUGUUCAUGUUAUUAAACCCCCCCCCCCACCAAAAAAAAA
Molecule: messenger RNA, 6965 nt
Organism: Aplysia californica (California sea hare)
Lineage: Eukaryota; Metazoa; Mollusca; Gastropoda; Aplysiida; Aplysiidae
Product: mucin-5AC
Exons: 12
Coding region: 202-6084 (1960 amino acids)
Biological process (GO): regulation of transcription by RNA polymerase II; calcineurin-NFAT signaling cascade; cytokine production
Cellular component (GO): transcription regulator complex
Molecular function (GO): transcription factor binding; DNA-binding transcription factor activity, RNA polymerase II-specific; RNA polymerase II cis-regulatory region sequence-specific DNA binding
Source: RefSeq, a predicted model, not a curated record